AUGAGUNACGACGACUGCGAGAAGAAAGUGGUUCGGAUGCUCCUCAAGCUCUUGGACGACAAGAACGGAGAGGUGCAGAACCUGGCCGUCAAGUGCUUGGGUCCGCUCGUCAACAAAGUGAAGGAGAUUCAGGUGGAGACCAUUGUGGACACCCUCUGCUCCAACAUGAUCUCCAACAACGAACAGCUGCGCGACAUCUCCAGCAUUGGGCUCAAGACCGUCAUCUGCGAGCUGUCGCCCCACUCGACGGCGUUGGUGUCCACCAUCUGCAAGAAGAUCACCGGCCGGCUCGCGAACGCCAUCUCACAGCACGACGAUAUGGGUAUACGUCUGGAAGCGCUUGAGAUACUGUCGGACCUACUGAACCGAUUCGGCAGUCUUUUGGUCUCAUUUCACGCCAACAUUCAAGACUCACUCAUUCCGCAGCUGUUGUGCCAACGGCUGGCCGUCCGCAAGCGGGCCAUCACUGCCCUCUCGUACCUAACGAUGUGUUGUUCGCAAGCCUUGUAUAACAGAGUCAUUGAGUUUCUCAUCGAAGAGUUGUCCGCAAACGUCAGUGACAUCAACAACGCCAAGACAUACAUCCAAUGCAUUACAGCCAUCAGCCGGCAGUCGGGCCACCGGUUCGGCGAACAUCUCGAGCGAGUGAUGCCUUUAAUCAGUCGUUUC
This is a messenger RNA of Oppiella nova, 669 nucleotides long. The record is from the annotation of a GenBank genome assembly. Lineage: Eukaryota; Metazoa; Arthropoda; Arachnida; Sarcoptiformes; Oppiidae.